Molecule: messenger RNA, 978 nt
Organism: Drosophila navojoa
Lineage: Eukaryota; Metazoa; Arthropoda; Insecta; Diptera; Drosophilidae
Gene: BaraB
Product: Baramicin B
Source: RefSeq, a predicted model, not a curated record
UAAAUAGUGUGGAAGCUCAAUGUUGAUGGCAUUCGAUUGUAAUCGGCAGUGCAAUGGGUUCACAAGGAAUACUUGGAUUGAGCUGUGCUCUCUUGCUGUGUGCAGUAAUUAGCGCACAAGUGACCUACGAUGGACGCAAUGCUCCACAUGUGUUCGGCCCACCAGGCCAGCAGGUGUAUAUACGUGGUCAGAAUGAAGGCCCCUAUCAGGUGCCAGGAGUGCCCGGCACAUUCCAGAACUCCCCUAGCUCCGGGGGAUCACACAGUUACACGGAUGAGGACGGCAAUACGUAUGUGCAUAACAAGAAUGGAGCAGGCAGGCCAGCCACAAACAUAAUAUCUGGCCCGAAUCUGGUGGCUCGUCGUGGACCUGAUCCCUCGACCCUUCCUACAAAUGCUUAUCGGCCCCCACGACAUGUGGUGAUUAGUCGUCCGGAUCGUGUUGUCAGCAGCAGCAGAGAUGGCCCACUCAUAAUUAGUCGCAGUCGUCGUGAUUUCCAUGUCGGACGUCCCGAUCGCACCGUUGACUACAGCUCUGGAUCCGGUACUUUUGUCGUACAGCGCGGCCGUCGUAGUCCCGAGACCGUGCACGUGAGUCGUCCGGAUGGGCGUUCAGUGAGCUAUGGAGAUGGAGGCUUCGUUGCCAAUGGCCAUGAUGGACGCACUGUGGCCCACUCCCGCCAUAGACGCGCACGUGUCCAGGGCGAAAACUUUGUGGCACGCGAUGAUCAGGCCGGCAUCUGGAACGACAACGUCUCCAUUUGGAAGCGUCCCGACGGACGCACAGUAAGCGUUGAUAGAGAUGGCAAUGUCAUCACCUCCGGAAGUCCCAAUGGACGUGGUCCACAGCGCUAUUCCGGCUAAGACAGGAGGGAAGGACUGAAGAGGCAGUAAUUACUGUAGUACGAAAUAAAUCUUAAAUCGAAUAAAUUAAAAUUAAUCGUCACUGUUAUAGUGUAAAGUACAUAUAUAUGUAAAU